Molecule: messenger RNA, 3887 nt
Organism: Culex pipiens pallens (northern house mosquito)
Lineage: Eukaryota; Metazoa; Arthropoda; Insecta; Diptera; Culicidae
Gene: Trmt112
Product: multifunctional methyltransferase subunit TRM112-like protein
Exons: 3
Coding region: 102-470 (122 amino acids)
Biological process (GO): rRNA (guanine-N7)-methylation; peptidyl-glutamine methylation; tRNA methylation
Molecular function (GO): protein heterodimerization activity
Source: RefSeq, a predicted model, not a curated record
GCUCGCGGCGCGGAGCAAAACAUGCGGUUGUCAAACCAAAAUCAAUAAACUUCACGACUUCACGUUGUUUUUCGGAAAAUUUCCAGCAAAAAAUACGCAAAAUGAAGAUUCUAACGUACAAUUUUCUCACGUCCAAGUGCAUUCGCGGCGUAAAGGUUGGCUAUCCGCUGAAAUUGAAUAUUGUGGAGAAAAAGGUAGUUUCAUCGGAUUUCAACUCGGAAUUCAUCACCCGGAUGAUCCCCCGAUUGGACUGGGGCGCAAUCAAGCAGGCGGCCAACAAUAUCGGUGCCGACCUGCCGGCUACCAUGCCCGACGACAUUGGCGCCGACUCGGAGACGCUCCAGAAGCUGCACCACAUCCUGAUGGAGGUGGACGUGGUCGAGGGUACGCUCGAGUGUCCGGAAACGGGCCGGGUGUUCCCGAUCCAGGACGGCAUCCCGAACAUGCUGCUGAACGAGGACGAAGUUUGAGGGAGAUUUCGGCACGGAAUUAAGGUAAGGGGCAUUGAUGAUGUGGUCACUUCUUUGGCGAACGUGGGAUAUAUAUAUAUAUUUGUUUGCUCAACUUACAUUGAUGGUUGCGUAUAUAAUCUUCUUUGUUUUUUUUUGUGUUUUCGUGGAAUACAGUUAUAUAAGUUUGAAGAUGGAAUGGCUUUUCGCAAAUUUGACUAAUGUGACAAUGUUUGGUUGUUCUUUUGAGAUGGACGCAAUUUUUUUGUUUCUUGUGGAAUGCACUCCGAAAAAGGUUUUCGUAAUCUAGAAUUAAGUGUGUGUGUGUUUUUUGUUGUUGUGGGACGAAUUAGGUACAUUUUUUUCACUAAUAUUUGUGUAACACGCUAGUAAUGCUGAAGGUUCAGUAUUUCAUACUCGAUUGGUUUGCGCUGUAACUUGGGGUGAGCUUACAUGCAGUUUUAUUAGGCGAGCGUUCUUCUUUGUUUUUUCGAUUAUUUGUUGUCCAUUAUCACAUACACAAUACCAUUAUAUUUAUCAUUUGUUGAAGAAGAUUGUUACGAGACAUUCGCUAGAGAGAUUCAAACACUAGAAAUUUGUUGAAAAACUUGUCACGUUUUUUUGUUUGUUUGCUUAAGCUUUAUUUUGCUGUGUUUAACUGUGGUGGCGAAGGCAUUGGUUAUCAGUUUUGCAGACUACUCGGUGAGAGCGCGUGUGCUUUUUGCUCUAGUUUGUUGCGAUCUCUAUUGAUUCUGUCGAUUAUGUUUUCGCUUUUGGAAUGCUUAACCUUCGAUAUUCGUUUCACUGAUCGAAAAUUUGUGUUUUUCUUUCCAGACAAAUUUAUGAAAGAAAAAGUGAACACUUUAUUUUGCAUUUUGUGAAAUUACGGGACAGUUACUGAUCUAAUAUUUGUUGUAAGUUACAUAAGGGUCAUUCCAUCUCAACUGUGCACGAAAAAGUGCAAAUUUGAAAAUUACCCUCUCCGAUCCUGCUCAAAUUUGGCAGAGCGGUUGAUACUAUCAAAACAUGCAAGAAUCCCGAAUUUCAUCCAAAUCGGACCACCCCCUCCAUUUUUGUACCUCCCCAAAAAAUCGACUUUUUGGUGAUUUUUGACCAAACCUCCUAGUUUCAAACGACGAUAACUCAGGAACCACAAAUCUUAGAGGGUCGGCCUUAGACUCAAUUUUGAAGGAAAUUGGACGUAGAGUCCAUUUCCGUGAUCAAAAUGUUGAUUAAUUUAUGUUUUCUACCUGUAUUGCGCAAUUGAAAACUUUAAACGGCCGUAUCUCAAAACACCCCAACUUAUUUUUUUUAUUUGACCUCACCAUCGUGUUCCCCGGCCAAUUUUACAUAAGAAUCACUUAUCGACAGAAAUGAAUAUGUUUCGUUCCAGAGAUAUCGAAUUUUAAAGUUUUGUGUUUUCGAGAUUACCUACAUCAGCUUCAUUCGCCGCAUCUGCUAGAAGCACACAGGUGGGCUGAUCAAUAAAUGCUACCUGGUCAUUUAUUGAAAUAAUAUUUCAUCAUAAAUAAUCUUUAUCAUAUUGGGCAAAAAUUAACUUUAUAACAUUGUAGGAAACUGGAAUUAAUCGCGAAUGUUUAUUUGCUCAAAAAAUGAAUUAAGUGAAUUUCUGUGCUAACCCACAGGACAGAGCAAUAACGACAAACAGUAAAGGGCAGAAUUGGAUUCCGACGGAGCGAGCAGGAAAAUGCAAUUAAUCUUGUUAGUAACACUGAACAUUACUGAGUAAAUAUUAUGAAUUAAAAUGAAUAAAAAUUGUUGAAACGUUGUACUCUAGUGAAGGACGAUCACAAGGAGUAGGAAAAGGAUUUCUAGAAAGUAUAAAACUGAAAAAUGUAAGAAAAUCACAAAGUUUGAUCUGCUGCAAAACAGCUAAUUCCCCAAAUUUAGUUGCGAUGAUUUCGACACCGUCCGAACAACAGUUUUUUUUCUUCUAUCAUUCUUGGAUUCUUGGAACACAAUACGGCUGCUGUCCUCACGUAUUAGGAUUUUUUUAAAUUAAAUGUACCUUGACCAAAACCAUCUUUUAAUCAAAUGGAGCUGGCUCAUAAUAUAAAAAUUGAUUUAAUAUGAUCAAUCUUUUAAUCCAUAAAUCAGAUUUGCCAAAUCAUGGUAAAGUGUCAAUAAUAAACUAUAAUAAUAAUAAUAAAGCAGGUUUUGGGGUUUUUGCAGAAUGGCACUAUUUUGCUACCGCCCAUGAUAAAGGCCCUAGGCAUGGCCUCGGAGGUACUCUAAAACGGUUAGCAACAUGUAAAAAACGGUGCAUUCAAAAUAACCCAAUAAAUAUUCCUUUCACAAAAAUAGAUUGAUCAAGGUAGGGGAACAGCAUCUAAUUCCAGCGUUCCUCUAAUGUUGCCAUAUCAGCGCUUUGGCAUUCAAUUACAGCUGAUUAAAAGCGUUUUCAACUGAAAUCGAGUGAUAAAUAGCUCAAUAAGAAGUGAACAAGCAAGUUUCUAUCAAAAGUUCUGCGAAAUUUGUUGUUUAAAUAGUGAAAAUGAGCAAAUUGGACGAAACUAGGAGCGAGGACUUAACCUGCCAAACAUACGAGAAUUUCUCCUAUUAGCCAUUCGAAUAAAUAUUUGCAUAAAAUUAUAAAAAUAUAAAUUAAAUUAAUCAUCUCCCAGAACACCAGGUAGCAGUUAUUGAUCACCCGCCUGUGUGCUUCUAGCAGAUGCGGCGAAUGAAGCUGAUGUAGGUAAUCUCGAAAACACAAAACUUUAAAAUUCGAUAUCUCUGGAACGAAACAUAUUCAUUUCUGUCGAUAAGUGAUUCUUAUGUAAAAUUGGCCGGGGAACACGAUGGUGAGGUCAAAUAAAAAAAAUAAGUUGGGGUGUUUUGAGAUACGGCUGUUUAAAGUUUUCAAUUGCGCAAUACAGGUAGAAAAAAUAAAUUAAUCAACAUUUUGAACACGGAAAUGGACUCUACGUCCAAUUUCCUUCAAAAUUGAGUCUAAGACCGACCCUCUAAGAUUUGUGGUUCCUGAGUUAUCGCCGUUUGAAGAUAGGGGUUUUGCUCAAAAAUCGCCAAAAAGUCGAUUUUUUGGGGAGGUACAAAAAUGGAGGGGGUGGUCCGAUUUGGAUGAAAUUCGGGAUUCUUGCAUGUUUUGAUAGUAUCAACCGCUCUGCCAAAUUUGAGCAGGAUCGGAGAGGGUAAUUUUCAAGUGCUGUUCCGCUUCAGAUGGAAUGACCCAUAAGUCAUUAAAUAUAACAAAAAUCAGCUGAAAAAAAAGCUUUUUUACUGAUUGAUGACAGUCCAUUAAAUUUGAAUCAGUGAAACGAACAGAACGUCUCUAGUAGUGCUGGCUAUGUAUCUGUUUAUAUUUAUAUGCAAUAUAUUCGUUUCCGAAAGAGAUUCUUUUUUGUCUUUCUCUAAAACACUACGAACUUCUUUGGUUUUUUGUUUUGUAAAAAAUAUAAA